This is a messenger RNA of Labrus bergylta (ballan wrasse), 2712 nucleotides long. The record is from RefSeq and is a predicted model, not a curated record. Lineage: Eukaryota; Metazoa; Chordata; Actinopteri; Labriformes; Labridae.
GACUCACAUCAGGGACAGACUACUAAUGUGCCCGAGAUGACCUUUAACCCUGCCGCUUUCGUCCAAUCACAGGAUGAAUCAUCCCUGCUGAGAUCGGCUCAGGCCAAUGAGAGAGCCCAAACUAACCUCUGGGUAAACGGACAGCCUCAUCGGGGGGGCCUCUCCCCACCUCGACCAGCCUUAUGGUCCAGACCUCGACUCGGUUCCCUCCCUCGUCCGUCUGUACCAAUCAGCAAGAGACCCAACCUGGUGGGGAAACCUGGAGACACAGAUAAAGUCAACAACUUGAAGCAGACGGACAAACUGCCCGUCCUGAAACCCAAAGUACCUCCAGCAACCGUCAAACCCACCAAACAGGAACGCAAGCAGACGAGCACCGCUGCCCCGACCACAGCCGGCGGUCGUCAGGAGACGUGGGAGGACUCAGAGCUCUUUCAGUCUCAGCCGACCUCUGAUGUCGACGCUUUGGGAAAAAAGCGUUACGUUGCUCCUCACGUCGUCUACCAAACAGGAAAGAAACCCGAUGAGCCGUGCUCCAUCACCUCGUCUCUCAACUACUUCCCUCAGGGCGAACGUGGCGACGCCAACGUGACGGCCCCGCCCAAGUCUCCGCCCUCUAACCUCACGGUGGUGACCGUGGAGGGAUGUCCGUCCUUCAUCAUCCUGGACUGGGAGAAAACCGACAACGACACCACAGAGUAUGAAGUCAUCUCCACCGCCAAAGGACCCGAUGGUGAGCAGGUCUCCAUCCUGACCACCAACCAGACUCACACGGCCGUGGAAAACCUCAAGCCUGAGAGCAGCUAUGAGUUUAAGGUGAAGCCAAAGAACGAGCUGGGCGAGGGUCCUCCCAGUGAGCCGGUCUCCUUCAGCACAGAGUCAGCGGACCCUCGGGUGAGCGAGAAUGUGUCAGGGAAAGACGCCAUCUGGACGCAGUUUCCCUUCAAGACGGACUCGUACUCCGACUGUCACGGCAAACAGUACGUGAAGAGGACCUGGUACCGCAAGUUUGUGGGCGUGCAGCUGUGCAACUCGCUCAGGUACAAGAUCUACCUGAGCGACUCGCUCACCGGUAAAUUCCACAACAUCGGAGAUCAGACGGGCUUCGGGGAGGAUCACUGUCAGUUCGUCGACUCAUUCCUAGACGGACGGACGGGCCGACAGCUCCAAGCUGACCAGCUGCCCUCCAGACCAGGUUUUUAUCGUGCCAUUCGUCAGGAGCCCGUCCACUUUGGACAGAUCGGAGGCCCCUCCCAUAUCAGCUACGUGUCAUGGUAUGAGUGUGGGACGCCGAUCCCCGGGAAGUGGUGAGAGGACUGGUGGUCUUUGGGGGGGAGGAGGCCCUGCCCCCUCCUCAGUGCUGUAAAAACAUGUAGAGGACAGACUGUCAGGGAGAAAUAUGUAAACAUGCCUCAUCUUAACUAUUUAUCAAACAACAGCAGGAAACAUGGAGGCGUGUCCUCUCUGCAGAGGGGGCGUGGCUAACUUACCAUACAGUGAUUUUGUUUUGUUAUAAAAGGGAAGCUGGCUCCCUGAAGACUAUGUUCUUACCGUGUGAGAUGUUUUAUUUAUCUGGUUAUAUUUCGACCGUCACAGAGUAUUAUGGGAUGUGUUACAGGGUCAGACAGGUACCUGCUGCUUUUACCUGGACCUCACCUAAAGACGGGGCUGGUUCUCAUGACGGGAAAAUAUUAAGCUGGCUUAGCUCUGGGUUAGCUCUCGUUAGCUCUCGUUAGCUCUGGGUUAGCUCUCGUUAGCUCUCGUUAGCUCUCGUUCGCUCUCGUUCGCUCUCGUUAGCUCUGGGUUAGCUCUCGUUAGCUUUCGUUAGCUCUCGUUAGCUCUGGGUUAGCUCUUGGUUAGCUCUCGUUAGCUUUCGUUAGCUCUCGUUAGCUCUGGGUUAGCUCUUGUUAGCUCUCGUUAGCGUUCGUUAGCUCUGGGUUAGCUCUUGGUUAGCUCUUGUUAGCUCAGGCUUGGCUCUCGUUAGCUCUCGUUAGCUCUGGGUUAGCUGUGGGUAAGCCCAGCUGCACGCCGCUGACCUGCACGCCGUUCUGAUGCAUCUGUGAGUUCAGUGUGGGGACUCUCUCACCUGAGUCUCGUCCUUUACCUCCUCAUACACACCAGCACAAAGUCAUGGACACGACAGAAAGAUUAAGAUUUACUUUAUUGAUCCCGCAAGGAGAAAUUCUGUUUAAAACAGAAACAGAGAAGAAGAAGUGUAACGUUCGCUGUCGACCUCGUUGUUGACCACUGUUUUAUUCUGCCAUAAAGCACACAGGUGGUUAAUGACAGGUGUGACUCUGAGUGGGUAGCUGAGUCUACAGGUGGCGCUGUAGACGCUCCGUGUGGGCAUUAUCUUCUUCUUCUUCUCUUCAGGGUUUGAGGAUUGAUGAUCCAUGUGUCGGUGUCUCAAAGCUGAAAAGUGCUUUCUGUCCGUUAAUCUAACAUCCUGGUCCUCACCUGACUUAUUGUUCCCAUAGCUAGCAUGCUAAGUGGCUAAUGGUCUCAGACCUAUCAGGAGUUCUGUUCUUCAUAAAGGUUAGAACGUGACUAACACAUGAACACAAGCUACAUGCUAAUGCUAACUCUUCAUUAUCUCUCUUGUGUUUAAAUUUGCUCUGAAGAUUGUAAAUAAAGUUUCUCCACGAGGCUGGAUGAAGAUGUUUUUAUAAAAAUGUUUUUAUAUUCAGUGUCAAUAAAAACUUUUUUUUAAAA